AUGGACGAGUGCACCCUGCGCCUCUUCCUGCGCCUCAUCUACGCGGGCAGAUGCAACCUUCCCAAGGAGUACCUACUGAGCCACGGGCUGCGGCUGCUGACGUCAGCAAAUAAGUACAACAUCCUGGAGCUAGUGUAUGCACUGGACGGCGAACUGGCGGCCGUGGCGGCGGAAUCUGGGGACCUCCAGCUGGCAUUUGACGGGCUCCACGUGGCAGCAGCUCACGGCGCGGUGCAGUUGGCCGGUUGGUGCAGGGAGAAGAUUUUUGAGUGCAGUGGGGAAGGAGCGUGCAUCGCUAAAAUGAAGGUGUGUUAA
Closterium sp. NIES-65 is the source of this 315-nucleotide messenger RNA. Lineage: Eukaryota; Viridiplantae; Streptophyta; Zygnematophyceae; Desmidiales; Closteriaceae. The record is from the annotation of a GenBank genome assembly.